AUGGCUUCAAAAACUUGUGCAUCAUGCCUUCGGGCAGUCCAGAGACAAACACGAUCAAGUUACAGGACUCCAAGAUUCAUUGAUCGAACAUUCGCAACGACGUCCACACGAUAUGCAGAGCAUCCCGAGCCAAAUGCGACGCCAGCAAGCUCAACCGCUCCCGCCUCGGCGAACCGCGCAACGGCCUCUUCUCCCGCGCCGAAAGCCGCGGAGCCUUUGGUUUCAACGCUCAAGAACAAAUUCACGACAUAUACGGCCUAUGGUGUUACAGAAGUGCUGUACCGAGAAUGUGCAGUGCAGGCAGACUACAGCAUCCCGCAAGCACAAGAUGACAAUGCCGAGAUACCCAAGACGGAAGAGGGGGAGGAUCUUGGAGUUGGAGAGGGUUGGUGGCACACUGAGUUGGGAUUGAAGCCAACCUUCAGUACAUGGUCGCAAGUUACGAUGCUACACAUGUAUGUUCUGGCUGCGCGAUUUCGAUGUUUUCCUGGCGCGCAAGCUCAACCUUUUCAACAACACCUUCUCGAUCACUUUUUCUACGAUGCCGAGAACAAGAUGGCCGUCGAUCACGCUAUGCACUCACGCGGUAUGCGGAACAAGUACCUCAAAGACAUAUAUAUCCAGUGGAGAGGCUUGCUCGCGGCAUACGACGAGGGCGUGGUGAAGGGAGAUGCGGUGCUCGCGUCUGCUAUUUGGAGAAACCUCUUCAAGGCCAGCGAGGACGUGGAUAUUAGAAAAUUGGCGCAGAUUACUAGCUAUAUGAGGAGAUUACUGCACAGUGUGGAUUCCUUGCCGGAUCACGCGAUAAUGGCGGGGCAAUUCAAGUUUUCGAGCCCCAAGGAUGAAUCGAAUGUCGUGCGGCUGAAGAGUCCGAUGAUGGAUGCUCCGUUCCAAAAGGGAGAUGACUUAUCGGGCAAAAAGGGAGAGUGA
This is a messenger RNA of Amorphotheca resinae ATCC 22711, 930 nucleotides long. RefSeq lists its product as hypothetical. The transcript is spliced from 3 exons. NCBI's taxonomy places the organism in Eukaryota, Fungi, Ascomycota, Leotiomycetes, Helotiales, Amorphothecaceae. Gene Ontology annotation, biological process: mitochondrial respiratory chain complex III assembly. Bases 1 to 930 code for a protein of 309 amino acids. Gene Ontology annotation, cellular component: mitochondrion. The record is from RefSeq and is a predicted model, not a curated record.